Molecule: messenger RNA, 3684 nt
Organism: Drosophila miranda
Lineage: Eukaryota; Metazoa; Arthropoda; Insecta; Diptera; Drosophilidae
Product: monocarboxylate transporter 13-like
Exons: 4
Coding region: 1065-2423 (452 amino acids)
Biological process (GO): transmembrane transport; monocarboxylic acid transport
Molecular function (GO): zinc ion binding; monocarboxylic acid transmembrane transporter activity; nucleic acid binding
Source: RefSeq, a predicted model, not a curated record
UCGUAUUCUAUUUCAGACUCGGCUCUCAUUCGGCAACAUUAUAAAAAGGCAUAUGGGACAGGCACUCGACUCAAACAAUAUUUGCUCGUGAGAUAAGCAUCAUCAAAGCUAAAAGAACUCUAAGAGGUGAUAGUGUGGAAUUAAAACAAACAAGAUUUGGAAAAGUAAAUAGUGUCUGCUCUCGGUUACUUUAUGCAAAUGAAAAUACGUCUAUAAUUUCCAAAUUUCAGAUUCUGCAUGAGACUAGAAAAACGACAUAAACACACACGACACGCCGAUUCAUGGUACCUUUGAACCGAGCAUGAUAAUGCCAAUUCGUUAAUAAGGAGGCAGUUCCACUUAAAAACCGACUUAAACUGGUUCGAGUGUCUGAAGCUGAAGCGCCUGGACUGCUCGCCAGCAUUCAGACUGAACCAUGUUGUUGUCGAGAAAAAUUAGCUUAUAUAUACUUAGUUUUAAGCAAGGGCACAGAUACCCUACAUAAAGAAAAAAGAGAGAAGAAAAAUGGCCACACUAUGAAAAGACAAGAAGGUCACAUUAGCUUGUGCAGUCGUGGAAAGAGCGGGGAGAAAAGACGAAGCGAAAUAAAACGCAACCAACCCCUAAGAUAAGAUAAGCGAUUGUGUUUUAUCCGCAAUUCUCACGUUCCUGGACUCAACAUCUUUUAUUUCGCUUCUUGGAAGCCAAUGACGCUAGAGUUCUUGGAGUUUGUAUGAAGACGGGCAGAGACUCGUGGUGCAAGCACUGAAGUAUACUGGACAUUGGAGAAGCGACGGAACCCACAAGGAGACGGUCAUCUCGCUCGUGGGUGGAUAAUAAACAUUGCAGAACACGAAGGCCAACGUGGGUGCGCAAGUCAGGCAGCUGAAAAAAGCGCACAUUUAUAUGUAUGUAUGUAUGCACAUACUGCCAUCUCGCUCUAACCAACGAAGUUCUUGCGGGCCAGCAACUAGAGGUUUGAGUGCGCAGUUGGCUGAUGAAAUCGAGUGAAAAUUUCUGGAUUGUGGUUUGUUUGCUAAGUGCCAAUUUGAUUGUUGAUUUGGGAAGAGGUUAGUCUGCGGGUGAUGAUUACCAGAGCAAUGAGCAAAUUAAGGGCAACGGAUGAAAUGGACGAGGACAACGUUGAGAUGGGAAAAGUGGAAAGAGAAACCGCGCAAGGUGAAGCCUCAAAUAUGGAGGGGGCCGGGCCCGGCACAUCAAAAGAAGCCCAAUCACAUGGCGUUGUUAACGUUAUGAUGGAGAUGUGGCGCCAAAUGCAAGAAGGUCAGCGGGCCAAUGCAAUGCAAAUGCAGCAGUUCCAAAUGGAAGUUCUGCGGAUGAAUCAAAUUCAAAUGGAGAAAAAAAAAAUCCUUCUGCGAUCCCUUGGUAUUAGUGGAAGGACAACUGGCGAGCCAGGACCACAAUCAACCACGGCUGAGCCCUCAGUGAUAUCAGACGCAGUCCCAUCACCAAGGCAACCGGUUCCUUCUCAGGAAACGCAAAGAAAAUUGUACGAUCUACCGGAGUUUAAUGGUGCUCCCGAAGAGUGGCCAAUGUUCAACGAAGCUUUCACUAUGACCACUGCAGAGUACGGAUACAGUGACAGUCAAAAUUUGUUACGCCUCCAAAAGGCAAUAAAGGGCAAGGCUAGGGAGACCGUUGAAUGUUUGCUUAUUCACAGUUCUAACGUUUCAAAUAUUUUAGAGACCCUUAAACAAAAUUUUGGUAGACCGGAGAAACUCGUAAAAAGCCAGAUUAGUCGCGUUAGAGAAUUUCCGAGCAUUCGCGAAGGGAGAUUGGAACAAUUAGUAGAGUUCAAAAUGAAGGUACAAAACUUGGCUUCAUUCUUAGAAGCAGCUAACGCACAUCAGCAGUUAAAAAACCCAACAUUAAUGGAGGAGUUAAUCUUAAAGUUGGCAGUGCAACAGAGAAUGGAGUGGGCACGACAUUCCAAGCAACUAGGAGAUGAAAAAUCGAACAGUCAUUUAAGUCUAUGGCUUCAGGGAUUGGCCGAAGAAGUGCAAGACGCAGGAUUGGUUGACGAUCAGACGACGUUCAAGCCAAAGAAGGAAAACUCGAGACUAUUCCAUGCAAACGACAUCGGACUUGUAACCAUGAAGGCGUGCUCCGCCUGCAAUGGGAAACACGAAUUGGAAAACUGUAACUCAUUUUCCCAGUUAGAACUUGAAAAAAAAUGGCAGCAUGUAAGGGAAAGAAAAUUAUGCUUCAAUUGCCUAAAGUACGGCCAUCGUAGUCAAAAAUGUAGACGACAUCACCAAUGUGGACUUGAUGGAUGUGCCAAACGCAUUCACCGUUUGCUCCAUGCAGAAUCAGUUAAUCAACCAGGCGAGGAAGUAAAGUUCACAGGAACAGCAACGCAUGAGGCUAGCUCAAUGAUUUUGUUUAAGAUAUUGCCUGUUAAUCUUCAUGUAAAAAUAAAAUAGUGAGGUGCCACGCCUUUUUGGAUGAAGGUUCUGCAGUAACCCUUAUAAAUAAAAGCCUGGCAGACGAGUUAGGAUUACAUGGGCCCAAAGAAAGUCUGACAUUGCAAUGGUUUGGAGAAAAGACAUCAACGGAAUUGGUCAGCCGAUUUAAUAUUGGAAUAUGUGAUGAACGUGGAGGCAAGGUCUAUGCACUAAACGGAGUAAGGACUAUUAAGGAUUUACGGCUGCCGAAGCAAUCCGUAAACAUGUCUGAGCUAAGUUCGCAAUACCCACACAUAAAGAGUAUUCCUGUGAAAGGCUAUAGAAAUGCUAGACCUGAAAUACUAAUCGGACUAGAUAACCUACAUUUGAUAGCUCCAAAGCAAAUGGGAUACGUUGGGACAGCCAUUGCAUUAACCAAUCUGGGAUGGGUUCCGUAUGGAAAAUGUCGCGGAGAAUCAGGACCCAUGAGUAAUGUAAAGGCCGUACAUCUGGUUAAACACAAUGACGAGAACAUUGAACAGUUGGUGCGAGACUACAUCACGAAUUCGGAAAUGGCUGUACGGAUUGUGAAGAACCACGUAGAAGGCCGAGAAACUGAGAGAUCGAACCGAUUGCUAUCAACCACGACAAAACGUAUUGGUGACCGUUUUGAAACGGGAUUACUAUGGAAAGUGGAUGAAGUCGUCUUGCCUGACAGCAAGAAAAUGGCAAUAAAGAGACAAUUGUCUUUGGAAAGAAAAUUUAUACAAGUUAACACCCUAACAGUUCAAUACUCUUAUUUCCAAUUAAAACGGAAAAAAGUAUAAAAAUUCUUGCCCAAUAGUUUAUUACCCAAUUGUAAUAACAAUGCGCAAGAAUUCUGUCACAAUUUACACAAAAAGUAAAAACCAUUUCCUGCCUAAAACAAGAACCGAAACAUUGUAUUUCUGAAAGUGCUUAUGCGCUCCACUUCAAGUCAGCACUUCACGAGAAACCAUCGCCCCCACCCCGUCUUCGACGUCGCGACUGCGAUAAUGUCGACAAUGCAUUUCUGAUGACUCCACUGUUCUUCACCCCCAACAUCGACCAGCAACAUUGACUUCCUAUUGCCGGUCAAUAACUGCAACUCCGCUGUCACCACUGACGCCGCCGCCUACAAUAAUUCUGAAGACCCCAACAAUUCGGCCUCUGCCGAAGUUCCUCUGCCGCGUUCAUCGAUAGGUUUCUUUAAGAAUUAUAAUUCUAGAUUUAAGCAGUCACAUUCUGAUAUUCAAUAAAAGCACUUCGCUAAAGUGAACAG